AUGGGACUUUGUCUAGCAGUGACAUCUACAAUUCUCUGGGUCUUGUUGGUGACUCUUCAAGAUGGUGAAGCUAGUUCCUGUGCAGAAGUUGGAGGCAGGCUUGCCUGUGAAGAUAUCUGUGAAGUCAGAAGACCAGCUCUCCACAAGUUUCAAGUGGACUUUGUUGGGGACUCCUUGGACUUGGACUGCAUCAGGUAUAAGGGUCUCAAGGAAGUCAGGUUAUUCAACAGGACCUUCUCUUUGGGGAAAGUACUGGGCAUGGAAGAAAUUGUUAGACCCUGGAGUCACUGUUUCUUCAAAUACACAAAAAAACAGAAAACAGUCAAGGAGGAGCCCAGGACUUCAAAACCUGUCCUGAAGACUUCACUGCACAAAACAUCAUCAACAACACCACUGACCUCAUCAACUGUGCCAAUCAAGCAAAGGAUCAGCACCACAAGUCAGCCUAAAACAGUACCUUGGGAGGAAGAAACUGCUACCAUCCAGGAUCAAGACAACAGGAGGGAAUCAGAGGCAGAAAAUCAAUUGGAAGAGGCGCCUCAGUCAGUUUUAAAUCCUUUGUUUGAGGAAUUGGAGAUGGCUGAGGCUCCUUCUCUUGCCACAGUCCAAUCUGAAGCCCUGUCCGGGGAAGAGUUGCUCACCAGGUGGACUUGGCCUCUCCUUCGUCCUUGGGUGUUGGCGAAGAUUUGUUCUAGCCACCCCACCUUUUGGCGCACUUGUCCUGGUGCUGGCCAGCAAUCCCGGGCAUUUCUCUUCAUCCAGAUACCAGAAUACGGGUUAACUGCUGCGGUCGCUCCUUUGUCUGGAGUCUGUUGCAGCGGCAUCUGUGACCUUCUAGGAGUACUGGAUGACUCCGGUGGUGCAAGGACACUGUCCGUGACUGCUGGCAAGGUUGUCUCAGGUGGUUCAUUGUCGUCUGAGCCUGAUUCCGGAAAGAAAAUCUUCCCCAGUUCCGUAGUCACCUCGGAAAGAAAGGACUUAUUAGCUUUGCUAGAUUUUGGAGUAGCUAUAACAGUCUUAUUAGUAUAUUAG
Molecule: messenger RNA, 1032 nt
Organism: Notodromas monacha
Lineage: Eukaryota; Metazoa; Arthropoda; Ostracoda; Podocopida; Cyprididae
Source: the annotation of a GenBank genome assembly